AUGAAGAGCAGCCCGCAAUCCACCAAGUCUCCCAAGUCCCCAAAGUCUCCGCGCAAGGCUGUCCCUCGCCAGCAUAGCGAUGGGGCAAUGGACCCCCGAAACUUCACUUCUGAUCAUCCUGACCAGAAGGACUGGUCCUGGGAAAAUCUCCCGGACAUCCUCUAUCAGCUGAAGCCCGAUAAAGAUCAGCCAAAACUGCCUACCCCGAGGGUCAAGUCGUACACGAUCGACGGAAGGCCUCUGAGGGAUCUCCCCGUUCUUCCUGAUCGUAUCUCUUCUGUUGUUGAGGAGUUUCGAGUGGAAGCAUGGCAGAGACUGGAUCGCCGGGUUCACCUAGGCGAUAUCGUAGCUCGGAUGCACAAGGACUUUGAAAUAAAUUGUAACGCUCUCCAACAGCGCAGCGUGCGCUUUAGACAGGAGUUUGGCCUUCUCACCUGGGGAACGGGGAACAAGAGAAGCAAUGAUCUCGAGAACAUACUCAUGCCAAAGCUACACGCUGCCGGAGUAGAUCUCUUGGCCAACACUACUCGUGGCUAUACCCCCGGGCUCAUAAACCCGGUCCUGGGGGAAGCUGGUGGUCGGAUUCCAGUGCCUGAGCACUGGGUGAAUCGAGAGGGUGCCAAGCGCAAGAAGUCUAUGUAUAAGUCGCCAAAGUCAUGCAAGAAGGCCACGAUGAAAGCCGUGGAAGAGCAUGUUGACGUUACGCCCUCUGAUGACGGAACGGUCGAGAAUCCAGAAAGUCCCGAAAGUCCAGAAAUCACAGAAGAGCCACAGACGCCAGAAACGCCAGAGCAGGAGCCGGUUGUCUUCGUUCAUGAAAAUUUCUCUGUAAAGGAACUGCCAGAGAAUGUUUGCAUGCAGGACCUGGACCUUUCCCUGGGCAUCACAAAGCCCAUCCUGCGCAAUCCUACAGCUAGGAUAACGAAAACUGCCGCGGCAGCAAGGGCCCUGAGAAGACGAGCCAAACACAUUGUUUCCUCACAGAGUAUUAUGGAGCUGUGCAAAAAGUUCUCAGACACAUGUGAGAUCAUCAAGAUUCGUCCGGAACUUCCUCUUAUCCAAUUGCCCACCCAGGACAUAUAUCCCCAAAAUAAGCCCUUUGAACUGGAUUGCAGCUUCUCUUGUGGGAACCGAAAAGAGAUCUUUGACAAUGCUCUGAAUCAAUAUUAUGGUGGCAUGUGCAGCCUCGUGGAAAUGCCCUUGCUCGAGCCAACGACCAUUCUGGCGGACGUGGAAAUGGAAGUGGAAUAUUCUUCUGCGCAGUCCUUUUCUGGUAUUUCUUUACGCGAGUGA
This is a messenger RNA of Aspergillus wentii DTO 134E9, 1293 nucleotides long. RefSeq lists its product as uncharacterized. Lineage: Eukaryota; Fungi; Ascomycota; Eurotiomycetes; Eurotiales; Aspergillaceae. The coding region runs from base 1 to 1293 and encodes 430 amino acids. The transcript is spliced from 3 exons. The record is from RefSeq and is a predicted model, not a curated record.